This is a messenger RNA of Magnolia sinica, 1555 nucleotides long. RefSeq names its product endoglucanase 9-like. Lineage: Eukaryota; Viridiplantae; Streptophyta; Magnoliopsida; Magnoliales; Magnoliaceae. The transcript is spliced from 6 exons. The record is from RefSeq and is a predicted model, not a curated record. Gene Ontology annotation, molecular function: hydrolase activity, hydrolyzing O-glycosyl compounds. The coding region runs from base 16 to 1221 and encodes 401 amino acids. Gene Ontology annotation, biological process: carbohydrate metabolic process.
AAGUUCGGCCUACCCAUGGCUUUCACCAUCACCAUGCUUUCUUGGAGUGCACUGGAGUUCCCCGGACGCAUGCCUGAUGAGCUGGAUCGUGUUCGUGAAGCGGUGCGGUGGGGCACUGACUACCUCCUCAAAGCCUCUACCUCCCUCCCGGAUGCGCUCUACGUGCAGGUUGGUGACUCAAUAGUAGACCACAAGUGUUGGCAGCGUCCAGAGGACAUGGAUACACCACGGACAGCCUACAAGGUCACCCCUUCAAACCCUGGCUCGGAGGUAGCAGCUGAGACGGCCGCUGCCUUUGCAGCUGCCUCCCUCGUUUUCAAGAAGAUUGAUCGCGACUACUCCAAGACUCUCUUGAGAACAGCCAAGAUGGCUUUUACAUUCGCCAAUGAAAAUCGAGGAAAUUACAAUGACUCCCUCCCAUCCGUCGUCUGUCCAUUUUACUGUUCACAUUCCGGUUACCACGAUGAACUUCUUUGGGGAUCUGCAUGGCUUUAUAAGGCCACACGUAAUUCUUCCUAUCUCGACUUUGCCCGGUCCGUUCUCAUUGACGAUGAUUGCGAUACGUUCAGCUGGGAUAACAAGCUUCCUGGUGCUAGAGUGCUCCUUUCUCGGGUAAGCUUGGGAUUGGUGGUGAGAGUGCAAAACUUCCACUGGUGGAAGGGAGCGGAGAGGUUUGCAUGCAGUAUCUUACCAGAAUCGCCGACUGUGUCAGUGAAGUAUACACCGGGUGGGCUCAUGUACAAGAUGAAAGGUAGCAAUCUGCAGUACGUGACGUCCUCAACGUUUCUGUUAUCAACCUAUGCAAGAUACUUGAAGUUUUCUGAUAGAACCUUCAAGUGUGGUAGUUUGGUUGUUACUCCCAUCCUUUUGAGGAAACAAGCUAAAAAACAGGUGGAUUAUAUUUUGGGAGAAAAUCCAAAGCGAAUGUCAUACAUGGUGGGCUUUGGAGACCGAUUUCCCCGACAUAUCCACCAUAGAGCUUCUUCCCUCCCUAGUAUCCAGCAGACUUCAGCACCCAUCGGUUGCAAUGAGGGUUUCACCUCCUUGAACAGCCCCGACCCGAACCCGAACAUAUUGACUGGAGCGAUCGUUGGUGGGCCAGAUCUAUCAGAUGAGUUCGAAGACAACCGCCAUAACUUUGCCCAAUCAGAGCCCGCAACUUACAUCAAUGCCGCAUUGAUAGGCCCACUCUCUUACUUAGCUGUUAAAUUCCCUUCGUAGAUUUAUUUGCUAUCGUAAAGAGCUGAAUGUUUGAUUGUAUCAGAGAAGCGUUGGAUUGAUAUUUUGAAUUGGUAGAUGGGCUGGCGUUUUUUUUCAUUUUCGGACCAUUGUGAUGAAAAUUUUGUAGGUUGAUAAUGGUCUGGGAUAGUCUGAAGAUGCACACACGUGAGAAAACAAUCCAUUCAGGUGGGCCGAAAUUUGCAUGUAAAGACUAUUCUCACGGUGUUAUCUACUAUGUGGGCUCCACAUGAAUGAGGAAUGAAGAAAUGAGAAUUGAUCAAUGGGCACCCAUGAUCAUUAGGAACGAGAAUUAAGGUCCACUGAUCAGGUGGGC